Messenger RNA from Lymnaea stagnalis (great pond snail), 11424 nucleotides. NCBI's taxonomy places the organism in Eukaryota, Metazoa, Mollusca, Gastropoda, Lymnaeidae. The record is from the annotation of a GenBank genome assembly.
CUUUUGAUGCGACCUUGUGCCCUGAUUGUCCCUGACCUUGAGCACAUUGUAUCAGUGUAUCUCCAGAGUUAUGGAUUCAGAGAGUAUAACUCUUUGGCCAGGAGAAUGGUGCUUCUUUUCAAACAUCUUGGGACACAGGUAGAGUUUAGUUUUAAACUAAAUUUUCGUGUGUUUUUUUCAUCAGGCUCCAAGUGAAUUUUAUCUAAUUGAUAAAUUUAUAUUUUUCUGCUUUAAAAGCAUAAUCAAAAAUUUUAAAUGUCUAUAACUCAAUUUUAAAUGUUGGGAUCAAAUUUUUAAUUCAUAAAAUAUUAUUUAUACAAUUUUUUUUAUAAAGCUCUGGAGACAUCAACAACAAAGGAUAAACUUAAGACAAAUGAAACAAGUUCUGUAUCUGGGUUCAGCCAAGAGAAUGAAUGCUGUCUAUCAAGAGAAAAUAGUGCACAAGGAGAAAGCAGAAUGUAAGUUUUAGCUAUGACAUCACAGGAUUUCUUUGAGAUGCCAAGCAAUACCAAAAACAAACUACAAAAAAUACAUGAAUGAAAGAUUACAUUGUAUCAUACAUCUCUUAUAUAUUUGAAGAAAAAAACAAAACAACAUUAUGUGAAAUUUGCUAUGAAUUUUUAACAUUUCACCAUUUAUUAAAUGGCAUGUUAUCAUUCUAGACAUGUAUUUCUAUUGCCUUUCCACAACAUCCUUUUUGUCUUCCUCAUUAUAUACUAUCAACAUUUAACCAAAAAGUUAAAUUAAAAAUUAUUAUGUGGCUUCUAUAAAAAGGUAAUUAGGAAUCUCUACCAUUGAAACACAAAUUAUUAUCCACACAAGAAAUGUUUUUUUUUUGGUUUUACUUAAUAGUAAGAAGCGUUGACAGUUAUAGCCACUCCAACAUAGUUCAAGUCUGCUCCAACUUGGGAUGGGUAAUUGAUAGGUAACAAUGGAGGGGUAGAUGUGAUUCAUAUAUGCUUAAGUUCUAUUCCCACUUCAUGGGAUCUUUAGAUUACAAUAAAUUAUGUAAUAGCUGCUCCUUGUUGUAUUUUAAAAUUUGCAUCAUAAAAAGUUUCAAGCACACAUUUUUCAAACUAUGCUCUCAGUAGGUACUAGUCACAAGAAGGAUCAGUGCUCAGUGGCUGAAACUGAGGAAGACAGCCUGGUGUUUGCCAUUAGAGAGUUGUUAACCCCUGGAACAGAAAGUGAUGCUGAAUUUACAAUGUUCCUUGACAUUUCGCGUCAAAUAUUUCCCAUUUCUACCAGCCAGCAUGUCAACAAUAAUUCCUCUUUAUUUGACCAAAAAGUCAAAUCUGCAGUUUUGGAAAUCUUUAAAGAGGACCACAUGGAAUCCAAUGACAUGUUUUGCAACAAGGUAAAAAAUUAUAAAUUUAUAUUUUGAUGCUUGUUUAAUACCAAAAUUAAAUAUGUUGAUCUAAGGAUGCAAUUGUUUUCAUAAAUUAACUUUUAACUUUAUUUACUUACAUCAAAAGAAUUCAAAAUUAAAGAAAUAUAACUUUUUUUUUCAAAGAAUGAAGCAAAUUUUCAGUUCUGGUUUUAAUGAUUUGUUGAUGUCAUUAUCUUACAAUUAUCAAACAUUGGUGCUAGGGAUUCUAAAAUAUGUUAACCGACAUACUCACAUUCUUUGGACAUCUUUGAAUUGAGAGUAUAUUACAUUAAUUACUCACCUCGUUAUUUAGUGGUGUUGUGAAGGAAGCUCUAAUAUCUGUUUAUCAAAUUUAAUUUUUUAUGUUGAUAAAAUGAUGACAGUUUUAAUUGAUCUUUCAUCCCAGAUUCUUGAACUGUACACAUCUUUAGAAACCUCAAAUACAGUCAUUCUGUCUGGCCAGCCAGGCAGCGGCAAGACAAAAGCACAUCACACACUUGCCAGGGCAUUAAACAUGCUCAAUUACAAAAUGUAUUCAACCACCCAGACCAAAGAUGAACCAGAUUCUCAAAAUUAUUUACCUGCAAACUACAAAUCUAAUUUCAAGGUAAAGAAUAUAAAUUAAUUUUCAACUUUUGCACUAAGCAAUCUUAAAUGUAACCAAUUUAGGCUUCUGCAGUUCUAGGCUAAAACAAAAAACCCAUUAAAUAUAAACUUUAUAAAAAGUCUCCCUCAAUGGAAUCAUUGAAACCCAAAGCCUACUGUAUUAGUAGUGUUGUAGAGUUCAGGACUGCUCUUGAAAAUAUGAAAAGGACAAAAAGUGAAAAAGUUGAUCCUUAGUGACAAUGGAAUAAUGUUUAUAUUGUUAAUACAAAUAUAUAUAGAUAUUGACAAUGCAAAAAAAACAACAAAAAAAAUAAUUUUUUAAAAAUUCUUUAGGCACUUACAGGAAAAGAUGGACAAGAUUUUGCUAAAUAUUCCAAGAUUGAUGUGGUCCAUCUAUUUCCUGGGGCAAUGACUCCUGACCAGGUGCUACUGAUUUGUUCACUUUUAUUUAUAUAUUUCUAGAAUUAAACAAAUCCUUUAUAUUCAUCAUUUAAUAAUUUUAUUUGAUAGGCUAUUAAUAUUCUAAUGUCCCGCCUGCUUUUACAUCGUAGAUUUAUUUAACCAACUAUUUCAGAAGAGCAAAAGAAAAUAUUAUGCACCAAACGCACUUGCAGUAUUUUUAUGAAUCUCAUUUAGCGCAGUUAUUAGGAAUUUUAUUUUGUGAAAUGAGUGUCAUCGUAUUUCCUUCAUCUUCCCCUUGAAAAACAGGAAAAACUGAUUUUCGUUGGUAGGGGCUGAAAAUUUGAUAGAAUUAAGUUGUCAAUAUUUUUUUUCGUUCAAAAAGCAAGAUCAAAAUCUCAAUGUACAAUUUAUUCAGUAGUUUUAUUUAAUAACCUAUGUUUAUUGUCUUGAUAAUUAAUUUUAAAAAAUUAAAUUGAAGCCCAAUAUUCUUGAAAUGAAUGAAAAUUGAUUUACACUUCGUUACAAUAAAAAGUUUAGCUUAAUUAUUCUUGCUGUUAAAUCUGACAGCUGUUGGGAAGUUUUGAAGAUGGCGUUUGGCAGUGUGGCCUGCUGGAAAAAGUUCUGAGAGAUUCUUACACCAUGUGUCAGGCCACUAUUGCCUUUAUUCAGAACAUGACAGGCCCAGAGAAAAAGAAUGCUAAAUACCAAGCUGAGCUCCCUUCUAUUUUAAAACGCUGGCUUGUGAUGGAUGGACAUCUUGACCCUUGCUGGACAGAUGGGCUUAAAACUAUGCUGGAUAAUGAGAAACGUCUCUCUCUUGGAAGUGGGGAGGGGGUUUUAUUGAAAGGUAAGGGGUCAGCUAAUUAUAUUUUUAAAUCAUAAAUUUCUAAACAAAUAUUUUACAAAAGCAAGAUAUCUGAGGUAAUUUAGAUAUUCAAAGCAGAAAUGGAUCAUAUAUGACCAGCUCAUUGUUCCAGCUAAGCAAGCUCAUACUUAUAUUGCCAUUAGAAAUUUCAUUUCAUCAUGACCAUUUUCAAUUUGUAUCUGCAGUUUUUAAGAUCAUUUUAACAUUUAAUUAUAUUUCAUAACAAGUCACUCUCCUGAAAUAAAGGACCAAAAUUAUGCCCAAUAAAGUUUUGUUAAUCAGUUCAUAAUUAUCCCACCUAAAAAUUUAAUAAUUUACUCCAUCAAAAUUUUUUAAUUAAAAAUUUUAAAAUAGUUUUUGUCUUUUUGUUAUCUAAAACAAGUGUGCACUAUAUAUUUUGCUAAAAUUUAAUUCUUACCUCAAUAUAAAAAAAAAAAAAAUGGGAAUUUUAAUUUCUCAACUAAAAUAAGUGUGCCUCAUAUAUAUUGAUAUCAAUUUUUAAAAAAUGUUGUUUGAAAAAAAAUAAUGAAGUGUUGAAAAGGUUAUCCAAAAAGACAAAUAAAUUCCUUUGUUUACAAGCAUUUUUUUUUAUAUUAGAAAAAUAGAUACAAGUUUGUUUUAAAAAAAAAUGACUUUUGACAUUUUUAUUUCUUGAUAGACUUGACCAACAUUAUUUUUGAAACAACUGACCUUAGAUCAGCAUCACCAUCAAUGGUUUCCCAUUGUUCUGUCAUUCACUUUGGUCCAGCUACAACCCACUGGUCAUCAUUAUAUUUUAACUGGAAGCAAACAGCAACGAGGAAAUGGCUACUCACUGCUGAAGGGUGAGUGGAUUCUAAGAUAAUUUAAAAUAAAUAGAAGAGUUGAGGAGAGAAACACUUAAAAUGCAUAUCAUUUAUUGAUUUUGUAAUACUUUUUAAAAAAUUGACUAAGUGGAAUGCAUUUCAGCUUUGAUACUAUAUGAUGGUAUUAUAGCUAAUCAUAUUUAUAUAUCAGAUGUUUAUUUAUACUGUAUAAACAGUUUUGAUUAGAGCAGUGGUUCUUAACCUGAGUUCGAUCGAACCCCAGGGGUUCGGUGAGCCAGUCUCAGGGGUUGGCGGAGGCCCAAAAAAAAUCAGGAAAAAAAAUCAUAUUUUAUUUUUCCUAUUAAGAAGGGUUCGGUGAAUGCGCAUAUGAAACUGGUGGGGUUCGGUACCUCCAAAAAGGUUAAGAACCACUGGAGCUAAUAUAUUACAUAAUUUUAAAAAAAAAUUUGAUGUAUUUCACAUUUUUAUAGACUAUAGGUAAGGUAGGUUGAACUGAUAAAUUUCAGGAUCUGCAUCAUAAUUAAUUCUUAAAAAAUAUUAACACAAGCCAAAAAAAAAAAAACCUUAUUUCUCGGUGCUUUGAGUUGUAAGUCUGCUGCUAGUUUUAUUUGGGGUUCUUAUUCUGAAAAUCGCAUCAUAUUUAUUGUAACAGCUCUAUUUUUUAAGAGACAGUUGAAUUUAUAAAAAAAAUUAGUUUGCCCUAUAUGAGUCUUAUUAGGUAUCUUUUGCUGAAUUCGGAUAUCAUAAAAACUUUUUUUUUUUAAUUGGGAAAUGUCUGUUUUUAAAUUACAACAAUUUUGUGUUUGUACUAAGACAUUUGUCUAAUUUCUUUUAAAAUAGGCACUGCUCAUCUUUGUUAUGUUCAAAGGACAAAAUUCAAAUUUAUUCUGCGUUAUUAUCUGCAAAAUAUUUAGAUGGCAAAUCAUAAUUGCAUUAGACCACAUAAAUUUUAAUUUCCAAAGCUUCUGAGACUGAUCUGGUAAAAACAGCUAAAUAUAGAUUUUAUUUUCAAUAUGGCGGAAAUGUGUACUGAGUUUGAAAAUAACACACAUUUAUUUUCAUCUAAAGCGAGAGAAGGAUUAGCUUCCAAUUUACAGAAGACAAGAAUUUAGUAUCUUGAAAUGAUAUCAUAAAGUUUCUGAAGAACUUUGAUCUUUCAGAAUAUAACUCAUGUGUUUGGUGUCUUUUCAUCAACUGCCAAUCCAUUUUUAAUUUGUUCUUAUCAUCAAUGAGAACAAUAAUUAUGGUUCUUUUCCAAUCGUUCCAUCCCCAUGUUGAAAGAAAAAUACAAAGCCAUUUCUUCAGCCUUUGAAAAGAUAAAUACGCUUUUUUCAAAAUACCAUUGAGCGAUUUGAGUGGACUUGAAAUUUAUUUUUCACCCAAUUUAAAAAAGUUUGAAUUUUGAUGGUCCACAGUUCAGAAAUGAAUGAUAUUAAAUCAUAUGUUAAUUCUUCAUUUGUUCUUGAUGUGAUAAAUAUUCUUCCAUUCACUUAAAUGGCUGUCCAGAAAACAGUAGGCGAAGAUAAUGUGAAAGAUUUCCCAAUAAAAUAUCCAUGCAACAGCCACCAAAUACCAAGUAACUUAAAAUGCACAUAUGAUGGAGAUUUUUGUUGGAAUCUUAUUUGGGAUUAUCCUGAAAGAUCCUAUCUUGUCUUACUAAAGGAGCUUCAUUUAUGUAGAAUAAUAUUUCAAAACGUUCAGUAAAUCUGUGCCCUUGAUAAAUAAUUAAGCACAUUUUCAUGUAGCAAACUUUCUUUAAAUAACCAUAAUUAUGCUUCAUGAUUUAAAAUGAAACAUCUCAAAAACUAGAGCUGAUAAGGGAACACAUUUUGUGUAGACCAGUAUAUAAUAAAUGUCUCUUAUAUAUAUUUUGCUUUCAGUGUGUCCUGCUUCCUCUUCACAACCGGCCCUCCCCCAACUCCACAUGUUUUAUAUUAAUAAUACUGAAGAAAAAAAUAGCUGUCACGCAUCGAGCUUUCAUCUGAACUCUGUUCAGGUUGAUUUUACUCUUUAGGGGGAGGCCACUAUUCUAUUAAUCAAUAAAAAGCCAUGGGUACGGUGUAUUUCUUUCUCUAGGCCUGUUAUGUAAAGGCCGGCAGGUAGGGUGUAGGAUUGUCUGUAGGCCUAUUGUUUAAAGGCCUGCAUAUAUAUUAAAGAAAAAUGAGAAAUUAACUUUUCUUUGUAUCACUUGGACCCACCAAGUAUUUUCUCAAAAUAACUGGACAUGGUGUAAAAAAACUGCACCAGGUUAAGCCCCAGUUUGUAAUAUUAUGCUUCAUGCUUGCAAAAUGGCAUAUGUUUAGUCUCUGCAAAACUAAAACAGUUAGGAGAAAACAUGUAUGUUAGAAUCAGCAUGUGAAAUAUAACUAAAAACACUUUAGGCACCUAAUCAAUUUGUAAUAAUUGCUCUGUUUUUUUUUUUAAAACAGACUUAAAAUGUUGGAUGAAAUUACUCAGGAUGUGUUUCCCCCUACAAUAAAAUUUCUCACCCAGACCUGCCAGACUGCACUCUUGACGGAUGUAGGGGGAGAAGCUACUGCAGCUAACAGUGUCACUCCUGGUGUCACAGAAACAUCAGCUUUCAUCAGCAUUUUUUCUGCUCUGCUGGACCGAGUUAUGAACCGGGAAGAGAUUGAGAAGAAAGUCAGAAGAGAAGGUCCUUAUUUUUUUCAUUGGCCUUAAAAAAAACAUGAUAAUUUAUAGACUUUUGCAACUUUCAAAUUUUUUAAUACUUAAUUAGAUUAUCAAAUAUAUCCAAACGAACAAUAAAUUCAAUUCUACCUUUGAUAUUUUAUAUAUUAAAUUUAAAUAUUUUAUUAUCUUUCUAAAUUAAUUUUUUUAUUUAAAUGUUCUGUGUAUAAUUAUUUUAUUGAGUUUUCUACAUUUAUUAGUUUUAUUUUUCAAAUAAGUUAUUUUAGAAAGUCAUUAGUUAUAUUUAUGCAAAAAAAUCUUAAUUUGUUUUUUCAGGACCUCCAACCAGUGUUAAGGAAGACACCCCACCACAAUCCAGAAAUAUAGGCAGUCGUUUGACAAAUACAUCUCAGAUAGAAGCUGUUCUUCCUAAUUAUCAAGAGAACUUAAAGAACAUGUUUGCUUUUGCCUACAUUUGGGCUUUUGGUGGCCAUUUACAUGACCGGUUAGAACAAAAUUUUAAAAUAAUAUUUAAAAAAAAAAAAAAAAAAAAAAAAAAAAAAAAAAAAAAAAAAAAAUAAAAAAAAAAAAAAAAAAAAAAAAAAAAAAAAAAAAAAAAAAAAAAAAAAAAGGUAUGUGCACCUUUCCCAGGUUUAGGAUGAUGAUAUUUUUAUUUCUGCUGACAAUAUUUUCACACAUUGUUUUUGCACAUUGUUUUCAAUCAGAAUUAUGCAAAUCAUAAAUAAAUUAUUUUGUGACAUUCCUUUUGAGUCCAAGUUAAAUGAACACAAUGUGAAAUUUUGACUUUUUCUAUUUUAAAAAAAUGGUUUAAAAUUGUUAGUACUUUGUUACCUAUGCUGUUAGUUUAAGAAUUUUAUAAAUUUUAGAAUUUCCUAAAUUUCUCUAUUUUAUUUUUACUUUAAUAGAUACAAAGAAAGUUUUAGCAAAUUUGCCCAUGAUGCACUCUACCGUGCCACACACUCUGUGCAGCUGCCAAUCUCAGGACAUGUCUAUGACUACUAUAUUGAUGAGAAAACAUCAGGUUUUGCUAAGUGGAGUGAAAGGCAACAACAAGACCGUAUAAAAAAUCUAGCAGGCUUUUAUGUGACCCCUGAGGUACAUUUAUGAUUUGUGGAGAAAAAAAAAAGAGUAUAAUUUGAUUUAUUACCUUAGGAUGGAAUGCCCACUAUCUCUGAAAUUCUGUGUCUUCAGGAUAAAAAUUUAACUAUUUAAAAAAUUUAUUUAUGUGUUAAAACCAAAGGUUGACAAUGUAGUUCCCUCAAUUCUUGUGUGCCUUAUAAUUAAAUGUAUAAAUAUGUAUGUAUAAAUAUUUAUUGUUAAAACUGUACCAAUUUAUUUUCCCAAAUGAUUAUAAUUAACUAUGUUCAGGUUGACCGUUAUGCUUACUUGUUAGAACUUCUGAUAUCUGCCAAUCAACCUGUUCUACUUGCUGGAGCUCCAGGUGUUGGCAAAUCUUCUUUAGUGCGGGUGAGAAUGUUAAAUCAUUUAUUGAUCAACUAUUAUUUAGUAUCUAAAUUGAUAAAAUUGAAAAUGGCCAUAUAUAUAUUAACAUAUCCCUAUUUAAGCUUUUCUGAAAGAGAUUUGACAAUAAAGAGGGAAAUGAGUUGGGGGGGGGGGGGGUAACUUGGAGUUUUCUAAAAAAAAAGGAGGGUUUAUUAGAAUAUACUUUUUUAAACUAAUUUUUGAAGACAUGGCUGCAAGAUUGCGUUCAAAAAAAAAAAGCCUUAGAAAAUGUAUGUGUUUUGACAAUAAAGAGGGAAAUGAGUUGGGGGGGGGGGUAACUUGGAGUUUUCUAAAAAAAAAUGAGAGUUUAUUAGACUAUACUUUUUUAAACUAAUUGUUGAAGACAUGGCUGCAAGAUUGCGUUCACAAAAAUGAAGCCUUAGAUAAUGUAUGUGUACAUAUUUAUACCAGGUUGUCAAGUGGUCAUCAAGUCUGCCAGUAUGUCCCUUAUAUUUCUGUAUGCUGUUUAAAACUGUCUUAUCUUGUUAUAUAAAAGUAUGUGAGUAUUACGUUUAUCUUGUAUUGUAUCAUUUUCAUAUACCAGAGCAUGGUCCUGUCAAAAACAUCAUCAACAAUGGUCAAUAUGUCAAAAGGUUUUUCCUCAAGUGUCCUGCAGGAUCUGAUCUUGGCUCACGUGCAAGCUGUUCAGAACAAGAACAUUACAAGAGUUGGCGGAGCAGCCGGUAACCAGGACCAGCCAAGGCAUCUUUUCUUUUUGGAUGACCUCAGCAUGGCUCCCAACAUAGGAAGUAAUGAAAUUUUAUUUGUGGUGCUCCUUGUGCAGCUUUAAUGUCUUAGUGAUCAAAUAAGAGAAGAGAAACUAUCAAGAGAUAUUUUUGAAGACUGCAAUAUAAGGCUUCUGCAGCUAACUUCGGGAAAUAGACCUAACCUAAAACAAUUUCCAUACAAAUUAAUUGCAUCAGUUUUUUUUAUUUUUGAACUUUCAGGGUACCAGCCACCCCAUGAACUUUUGCGCAGUAUUCUCACAACAGGUGGAAUGCAUGACAAGCAAAGGAAGCAAUUUCAGAGGACAAAAGAAGCAGCUUUUAUUGCUGCCACCACAUUACCAUCUGCACCAGGUACAUGUCUUACUUGGCAACACAAUGUGGAGAAAAUUUGUUUGCUUUUAAUUUUUAUUCUUAUUUUGUUUAGCUUAACUUUUAAUUUCUCUUAUAUAAAAAGCAUAACUUUAUAGACACAGGUUUUUUGGCUCAUAAUGAAUUUCCUUUCUGAAUAAAUAGAUUUAAUGAAAAAAUUCCAGGUAUUUUUUUUCUCUUCACCUAAACAAUUUAUUACACAUUAGCAUACAAAAUUAUGCAUUAUGUUUCUCACAACUUCAAAGAUUUCUAGGAGCCUCAAGCAUUUUAUUACAAAUCAUGAACUGUAGACAUAGUGUUAUGUAUCAGAAUCAGAUUUAACAAAUUUGAUUUUAAAAAAUUUAAAAUUGAUCAUUAGCAAACAGUACACAAUAAAAGGGUGAUACCAUUCAUUAAAUAUACUAAAGAAAGAACGAUAACACAAAUAGUGCUAACUACAUGUAACAAUUUCUUUAUGCUAACAAUUCUGAUAUCAAAGCACAAAAUCAGAUCUAUAGAAAUAAUAACUCCAUUAACUUAUAACAUGUGAAUAUGUUUGUUAUAGAAAUGUAACACACAUAGAGAAAGUCUUGUAAGUCUCUCAGGUCUUUUAUUUCUUGUAUCUCUAUUGGUCACAGUUUACUGUCUUAAAUUAUAGUCUAGGGGGGAGAAGUUUCCAGAAUCAAAACUCUAGCUAGAAGGUCAAGUGAGCAUUCUCUAAGACCAUGUAGUACCGUCUAAUAAGAUGGGGAAAAGGAGUGAUCAGACAAUGACUGGCGUAAGCAAGGACAAGUUAAUUGGUGUUGACAGUUACAAAAAACAAAAGGGGAGAUACUCCUACAGUAGCCUACUGGAUGCAACACCAAAGUCUACUACUGAGGGCUAAUUACACAUGGAUUAUAAAUUAAAUUACUCUUGUGGGCUGGCUAGAAAUCUCAAGAAAAAAGAAUACAAGGAAUGUAAAGAGUUAAAAGGACAUGAUGGUUCAACCACUGGUACAAUAUCUUUUGUGAUAAAAUCUUUUUUUUUUCCAGGUACUGGCCUUGGCCUGGCCUGUCAAGUUAUGACCUCUCGUCUCACCAGACGUUUCGUAAACCUAACAGUGUUUACUCCAUCUGAAGAUGCGCUGGUGACUUUGUUUUCAAGGCCUCUACAAACAUGGCUGGAAGAAUUCCCGACCUAUUCAGUUGAGCAUCACACAGAGUUUGCCAGGGUAUUUUAAAAGUUAAAUUUUAAAUUUGCUUGGACAAUGCCAUAGGCAUGGAAUAAUUUGACCAUAUGGCAAUCUGUUUUAUUGAGGUUGUGGAAGAAAUAAAAAAAUCUGCAAAUUAGGAAAGUCUUGGAAAAUGAUGUGGUUACAUUAAGUCUUUUAUAAGAACUCUUUGUAACUUUUCCUUGUAUUACAGAAGACUAAUUAAAUUAAAACAGUUGAGCAGCACACUGAAUGAGCAUAGGUUCCAUAACCUUAUUGAUUCCUCGUAACAAAUUGUAUUUCCCUCUAUUGACAGCACUGGUUGACGUUAAGUUUAUAGGUUAAUUUUUUCCUUCUGAUUUAACAGAUGACUUGUACUAAAUAAAUUUAAAAAGUUGUGCACCCUUUUUGUCAGCUGAAAAGAUAUUAUUUAUAUUGUUUCCUUCAGGCAAUGUGUCAAGCUUUAUUAGAGCUGCACCAAUCUGUCAAAGACAAACUCAGGCCAAGCCCAUCCCAGGCACACUAUAUAUUUUCUCUGCAUGAUAUAAACAAAGUUGUGCAAGGAAUGCAGCUCAUGUCACCACGCACUCACAUCAAAAAAGGAAAAACAAAGAAAAAAGGUUCAAGAUAUUUUAAGCAAUAGGAUAUAAAUCAAAAUUUUAAACAUUUAGACAACAUUCAACUUUUACUUUAUUCUAAAAAUUCACUUAAAUUUUUUCUUUACUUUAAUUUGUUUUGUUUUCUUUAUUACACUUGAAAUAUGAUGUGAUGCAUCUAAGCUAUGUAAUAAAUUAUUGAAAUAUCUUUUAAACAUUGAAAUGAUUCUUUAGGUGAGAAAGGGCAUAAUCGUACAAGUGACUCUGAGAGCUCUGCUCCUAUGAUGAAAGUUAUUGCUCAGUUAUGGUGCCAUGAAGUCACUCGUAACUUUGGGGACAGGAUUCUCCACACUGAAG